GGAAACCGGAAGUAUUAAUCGAAAACAUUAGCCCUGCUCCUCCUUAUUCCUUCCUUCCUUCCCUCCUCCUUCCACGCCGCGUCACUGGCGUCGUGACGCAGCACGCCGCUGCUCGAAUCGGAGGAGGAGGAUGGUGAGGGGCGUGUGUGUGGGACAGGGAGACAAGAUGGCGUCGCUCUGUUGCCGAGGCGGGUCCCGCGAAGGAAGGCGGCUUGUCCUCGUCGCCGCUUCUGCUGCUGUGGCCACGGCCGGUCAGGACUUGUAGCGGGGCGAACUCCGGGCGAGUGUGAGGAGGAGCGGCAGCAUCUGCAGCCGCCGCCGCCGUAAGGGAUUCUAAAUGGCUGCUAGGAAGUCGGGGUCCGACUUUCAUGGGACCUUCAGUUAUCUUGAUGACGUCCCGUUCAAGAUAGGAGACAAGUUCAAAGCACCAGCUAAAGUUGGCUUGCCCAUUGGCUUCUGUUUGCCUGACUCUCCACAGCUUGUAAGGGACGCCCAGUAUGAUUUCUCCCUGGAAAAGAGGACUAUUGAGUGGGCUGAGAACAUUAAAAGAAUUCAGGCUGCCCAGGAAGAGGCUGAACGAAAGGCGGGGGUGGCCCAAGCAAAUACAAAGGCAGCCUUGGAGGAGCCGAGCCCAGCCGGCUUCUCGGACAGCAGUUGCCCAGAGAAUGUCAUGCCACCACCCAUCAACCCUAUCCUUGCCAGUCUGCACCACAAUUACAUUCUUAUUCCUACCCCAGCCAACAGCAGCACUCUAAAGCAAAAAGUCUUAAGUCCUCCCCAUACAAAGGCUGAUUUCAACCCAGCAGAUUUUGAGUGUGAAGAAGACCCCUUUGACAAACUGGAAUUAAAAACGCUUGACGAUAAAGAGGAACUGAAAAACAUUCUGCAGCUCCAUGUUGGUACCACAGGCCCAAUAGUGGCCCAACUACUAGACAAUAGCUUGCCCAAAGUAUCAUCUGAGUCUGUAUUACAAGAUCAGGAGGUUUUGGCAUCCUUGGAAAGGGCCACUUUGGACCUCAAGCCCCUUCAUAAACCAAAUGGUCUUAUUGCUUUACCGCAGCUGGGGGGUUGUGAAAAGAUGUCCCUGUCUUCCAAAGUGUCCCUCUCGCCUGUGACAUCAGUGAGCAAUAUCAAGUCUCUCUCCUUCCCAAAGCUUGACUCGGAUGAGAGUGACUUGCAAACAGCGAAGCUCGCAAACACGUUCCUCGGCGCAUCCUGCCUUCGUAACAGCACUUUCCUCAGCUCUUUGCAGAGCAAAGCCAGCGAACUGAAUGGGCAUCAUGUGGCUGGGCUUUCCAACCUCAACAUGGAGAGUGGCCCAGAGGCGCAAACAGUAUCCUCCACAUCCAGACUGCCUUCUCUGCCCACCUCAGUAGCAUGUACAGAAGAAAUUCCAGCUCUCACCACAGCCACGGUGGUAACUCACCAAAGUUUCCUGAUGUCUCAAGUGCCCAAUACCACCAGCUGUGCAAAAUGGCCAAGUGGCUCCAUCUAUGUAGAUGUGUUGCAGGCCCUUUCCUCCAGUGAGCGGCAGUGUGUCGAAACUGUUGUCAACAUGGGCUAUUCCUACGAGGACGUCCUGAAGGCAAUGAAGAAGAAGGGGCAGAACAUAGAACAGGUUCUUGAUUACCUGUUUGUCCAUGGGCAGCUCUGUGAGAAGGGCUUUGAUCCACUCCUUGUAGAAGCUGCGCUUGAAAUGUAUCAGUGUUCAGAGGAGAAGACGACGGAACUUCUCCAGCUAAUGAGUAAAUUUAAAGAAAUGGGAUUUGAACUGAAAGACAUUAAAGAGGUUUUAUUAUUGCACAACGACCAGGAAAAUGCACUGGAAGAUCUAAUGACCCGGGCAGGAGCCAGUUGAAGAGUGCUGGGCGGAGCACAAGCCUUGCCCUGCCAACCAGACCAUUUACCGCCAUCAUCAUGUGGCUCUCCCUGCAGGUGCGGGAAGGAGGACAACACCGCAAGGAUUCUGCCUUUCCUGGAUGCUGAGAGAGCUGGUCCGUUGGCACACAUCAAUCCAGUAUGCCAUUCCCAUCGGAGAGAGCCCAGGCUGCUUUCUUCAAUUAAAGUUUAAGUGUCCUUUCCUGAGUUUCCUUUUUUUGGCUAGGCCACGGAGAAUCUUGACUGGAGUUGUACAUAGUCAGACCAGGCUAGUUGUAUAUCUCCCCCACCCCACCCCCACAUCUUGCACUGGACUCGGUCAGAGAAGUAUCAGCCUGGCUCUGAAACGAACAAUGCUUUGGCUCCUUGAAGCUGCUUUCAUUUGUGUGUCUGCUUGUACUGAAAACAUUGACCCUCGGUCAAGAUUAACAGAAGUCUACCUUUAGUGCAAUGGAAUUUCAGUUUUGUUCAGUGGAGAGGGGAGUCUUUGGUUUAAGGUUAGCAUGUAACUUAGUGUGACACUGGUUCUGAAACUGCCGCUAUGCAUAGAGAAGCUGUAUUGCUUCUUUUUCUGGUGUGUUGGCUCUGGCUGCUCACAUUCUUGCCAGUGCUUGAAUAAAUACGUUCUCAGAACAGGUAAGCUGUGAAUCCCAAUUUGGACCCCUCGUCCACUGGCUGUUUUUUUAAGCCUGGGGAAAGAGACUCGAACCUCGGUACUUUCCUGUCCUCCCCAGGGUGGUAGUUUUUUUAUUUAAGCAGAGGCCCUUCUGGGAAAUCAGCUGAUCAUCAGUUUAAAAUAGUUACGCAGUGUGAAAUUGGAAGUCUAUCUUUCAAGCACUUUCUUUUUAAUCUUCACCGCAUUGGUUCCAUUUUUUCGCACUGUUAUAGUUAUCAUUAAUCUAUUAACAUCCUAGUAAUAGGAAUCAGACUUUAGGUUUUGAUAGUACAAAAGUGUAUUAUGUUGUACAUGGUUAAAGAUCUAAAUACAUAAAAUAUAAGCAGUCUUGAUCUUUGGAGUAAUUUGCUAAGUAUUUUGGUUCUGCAGAAAGAGAUACUAAUAAAACCUUAAAAUGUG
Messenger RNA from Rhineura floridana, 2953 nucleotides. It is a transcript of the gene UBAP1, whose product is annotated as ubiquitin associated protein 1. Gene Ontology annotation, biological process: ubiquitin-dependent protein catabolic process via the multivesicular body sorting pathway. Gene Ontology annotation, molecular function: ubiquitin binding. Gene Ontology annotation, cellular component: ESCRT I complex. NCBI's taxonomy places the organism in Eukaryota, Metazoa, Chordata, Lepidosauria, Squamata, Rhineuridae. The record is from RefSeq and is a predicted model, not a curated record. The transcript is spliced from 7 exons. Bases 338 to 1858 code for a protein of 506 amino acids.